Molecule: messenger RNA, 1576 nt
Organism: Linum tenue
Lineage: Eukaryota; Viridiplantae; Streptophyta; Magnoliopsida; Malpighiales; Linaceae
Source: the annotation of a GenBank genome assembly
UAAACGGUCAAAGCCUGUGGAGUCUACCCAAGAACCCGAAGGAUCGGGUGUUUGAAAAGGAUUUGGCGGCGCCAGAGAAGAAGAAGCUGCGGUUCAAACCACUACGGAUGCCUCUGCAGAGCAAGUUAUAGAGGCCAUGCAGAAAAUAGCAUCACAUAUCAAGAACCCAACCAAGUUCUCAAAGGCUUCAAAGCUUGCUAUACAGCUAAUUCAUGCUGGUAGUGUAACUCCCAGCACCAGUGACCAAUUCUUUGCCAUUCUGGAGGUUGCAAUGUCGUCAACCAUGUCUUGUACAGAUCCUUCUGUGCGUGCAGAUUAUCAUGCAUUGUUCUCUGCAGCACAUGAUGCCUCUGAAUGCCUGAACAGGAAACAGAAGCAUCAAUUAGAGACAUGGUCGAUUAUGGCAGUGGUGGCGAAUGACUUGUUCACUGAUGACAGCUUUGUGUUUUUCUAAGACUGCCGGUCAAUUAAAGGAGACAAUAAGCAAGCUACCAAUUGUAACUGAGGAUGAUGAUGCAGAGGAAGCUGCAAUACUGCUAGAUCAAAUUGGGACAGCAACUGAUGGAAAUGAAGAAACCCGGCGAGAUACAUCUGGUGCUGUAGCAGUGGAAGAAGCUAAGGACAAUGAGGCCGAUCCAUUUGGGCUUGAUGCACUGAUUCCAAGCACUGUGAAGAAAGAUGAGAGGGCAAAGGCAAAGGAUGCAAAAAAGGAAGAAGAUUUUGAAUUAAAGAGACAUCUCAGGUCUCAAAGAGAAGCCGUAAUCACCUGCUUAGAUAUUGCUGCUCGGCGUUACAAAACACCUUGGUGCCAGACAGUGAUAGAUAUAUUAGUGCAGCACGCUCAUGAUAACGUUCAGAGGUUUACAUCUAAACAAAGAGAUGCCAUAGAGAAGCUAUGGGCCUCUGUUAGGGAACAACACGUACGUAGGAAGCAAGGCAAGUCGGUGAAUGGGAAACUUGACGUCACAGCUUUCGAAUGGCUCCAGGAAAAGUAUUCCACGGAGACGAUCAGUAUUCGGCGUGCUGUUUGGUAGCAGUGGAGAACGUCGUGCUCAGCAGUGGCUUGGAUGAGACCACUUUCUUUUGACAUUGUUGUUGUAAUAUUACUGAUUGUUAUUGUUCCAUUAAUAGUCUCUGUCAAGAGAGCACAUGAGAAAUGUUCGACGACGUUGGAUUGAGUGUGUGUGGAGAUAACUGCAUAUAACCGUUUUGCUUCUGACUUGUGUUGCUUCAUUUGGUUCCCCUUCCUCGGUAGUCUGCUGUCUCAGGGGGGAAAAAUGGGAUAUGGCAGUUCUUGGCAUUCUGGUACGCCCAAGAAUUGUGCAGAUAAGUCAUUUUGGGGCUCAACAGUCAGACAAACUGCUGAGGGGGCGAGAGACAUGAGCAACGAUCAUGCGGCGGAGCUAUGUUGGCGUCUGAAACUAUUGGCGGCAAUUCGCCAAGAAGCUUAUGAACUUGAUGGUAGAUGAUAAGGAUUUAUCCCUUUUUCUUAUUCCAAUUAGAUGCUCCGGCAGGGCAUAGCAAUUCCAAUGUUCAGUACUCAGCAAAGUUUAUACCUCAGGACAAUUGCAUGAGC